AUGCCAGCUCCGCAGCCAGGAUUUCACUGGUGCCAGGUGCCGACUGCGGUCUUCGGCGUGGCGUCUGGCCCACAGACCCAGGCAUCCCUUCCUGCUCAGAAGGGAGCUGAGGCAGCUUCUUCUUGGAAGGACUCCUCCCGGUGGCAAGAACAGUCCACCCCAUGGAAGAGCCAGCAGUCUUCAUGGGGCAAAGGUUGGGGGCAUUCUAAGAACUACGGCUCCAGCAGCUCGUGGCAGGGCUCUGGAGGGAAUCGGCGUGAGAAGUGGGACAAGCCUAAAGGCUGGAACAAGUGGCCCAAGCCUGAGCAAAAGCCGGCUAAGGAGCAGUAUGGGCGAGGGGCUGCCCCCAAGGAGGAGGAGCCGGAGACUCUCCUCGACCCAGUUAUGGCUGGGAUUUUUGGCGCCCGGCAGCAGGGGCCGCCUGAGAGGCCCGACUCUGCAUUCAACGUUGCGGAGGCGACGGAGGAGGAAGUUCAAGCGGCGGCCAACCGCAAGGCUGAGCGCGAAGAAGAAGGGUUCCACAGUCAGCUCUGGCAAGGGGCGAUCGCUAAGGCCCUCGCAGACCCCUCGCGACCCAAGUGCGCUCGAGAACUGAUGCGUGAGGGCAUCUUGCGAAGCUGGUGGAACAUGUCCUGGAAGGACGCCCGAGGCAUGACGUAUCAGCUGGUCGAGCACAACAACCUGCACCCGACAGCGCAGACGCUCGGUGCGGAUGCGGAGGAAGCGGCUCGGAGGGUCCGCGAAGGUUUGGGUGAGUUCAUGUGCUUGGUCAGGCCACGUGCAGACAGCGUGAUGGUCCAGGCCCAGACUGAGACGCACACGCCAAACCUCGAUUCCCUGGUCCGAGAGGGAGUUCUCCUGGAGCGUCAUUAUGCCUAUCGCACUUGCUCGCCCUCCAGGUCUUCCCUCCAAAGCGGCCGCCUGCCAGUCCACGUGAAUGUUCUGGAUUCCACGAGCCUCAACUGGAACCCGAGCGACAACAUUUCUGGAUUUGCGGGGAUCCCGCCUGGCAUGACUGGCAUAGCCGAGAAGAUGAAGCAGGGCGGAUAUGCCACACACAUGGUGGGUAAAUGGCACGUAGGUAUGGCUACGCCCUCCCACACGCCGCUUGGAAAGGGCUACGAUUCGUGGCUGGGCUAUCUGCAAUUUAGCAAUGACUACUGGCACCAAAACUCACCCUCUGGCGUCGACUUUUGCGUGAAAAAAUUCUUGGACUUUUCGCUGUACAAUGCCACCUACCGGGCAGGUGUGAACGAAGCCAUUGCAGCUGAGCUUGGAUGUAAUGUUCGUGCACGGCCCGGGCAGAAGAUAGAGGUCAACGCCACAGGCUGUAACCUGGCAGAUCCCAGCCACUGUCUGCCUAGCGGUUGCUAUGAAGAGUCCAUGCUCAAUGAGUAUGCUCUGAAGAUCAUCAGGGCACAUGACAAGAGCCUGCCGCUCUUUCUCUUCUAUGCAUUUCACCUCGUCCACAGCCCCAUGCAAGUUCCUUCCUCGUACUUGCAGCAAAUCGAUGACAUUGUUGCCCAGAGUGCGGUUCCCCGGCCCAUUCCGUGGACGGAGAAUCGCAGGCUCCAUGCCGCUAUGAACCUCUACAUGGACACCAUGGUGGGAAGAGUGGUCUCUGCUCUCAAGGAGCAGCAGAUGUACCAGGACACCCUCAUGAUCUUCGUCAGCGACAAUGGUGGGUCUGUGCCAGAGCCUGAGUCUGGCAACAACUGGCCCUUGAAAGGAGGAAAAUACAGUGACUGGGACGGCGGAGUGCGCACGAACGCUUUGGUGUCAGGUGGGUUUGUGCCGCCAGCCCGUCGCGGGUCCAAGUUCGACGGCAUCAUCUCCGUUGCCGAUUGGUAUGCUACCCUCUCCACACUUGCGGGCGUUUCCAUCCGAGAUGCCAAGGCAGAGAUGGUAAACAGGUACUUAGAGGAGAAUGGCCUGCCCCUGCUCCCGCCGGUGGAUGGACGGCCCCAGUGGGAGAACAUUCUCUCGGGCGCGAAAGGCCGGCGGGAUCCCCUGCAUCUGAGUGAGACGGCGCUCCUUUGGUGGCCAAUGAAGCUGGUUACGGGCAUACAAAGCUUCAGCUUCCACCCGGGCCCAGUCUACCCCAACUGCACCACCGUGUCGGGCCUGGGUUAUGGGCCAAUCCGUCCCAGGACCCAGAUAUCUGUCUUUGGCCUUUCGGUCAAGAUCACCAACGAGACGCAGCAGGAGGAGCUGACUUUUGCCAGUGAUUGCGGCGCCGGCUGCCUCUACAAUGUGGAGCAAGACCCCAGCGAAUCCCAAGACCUUUCGAGAGAAGGCAUCUACGCCGAUACCCUGGUUGCCAUGCAGGAGAAGCUGCGCGACCUGAACCGAGGCAACUUCAAUCCCAACAGAGGUGGGGAGGCUGUAGAAGCCUGCUUGCAGGCCUGUGCGUUGGGAGGUGUGUACGGCCCUUUUGUGGAUGCCGAUGGCUUUUAUCUGGGUGUGAACCUUACCAAGGCUGCAGAGGAGUCGACCACCGCUGUCCAAUUGCUGGAACUGAACCAGACGGCGGAUCAGGUUCGGCGGAAGGCCCAGCUGGAGCGGAAUGCAAGUCAAGCGCAAGCAGAGGUCUUGAGAUUCAUCACCAACGCCGCCGAGACGUAUGGCUUCAUCAUCGAGCCACCACCUACGAGUGACACCUGUUUGGCCAGCACAGCCGCCACAACUGACACAGCCGAGGAGCCUGUUGUGCCGCCGACCCGGCUGCGGCAACGCGGAUCCUCCUGGGGCCUCCGCCGACAUCGGCUGUCUGAACCAGCCAAGCUUCUGGCUGAAGAGGGGGUCAGUGAAGCCACGGUCCACUUUGUGCAGUUGGACAAGAGCAUUGGCCACGAGGAUCUCUGA
This is a messenger RNA of Symbiodinium natans, 2865 nucleotides long. Lineage: Eukaryota; Dinophyceae; Suessiales; Symbiodiniaceae. The record is from the annotation of a GenBank genome assembly.